This is a messenger RNA of Labrus bergylta (ballan wrasse), 489 nucleotides long. It is a transcript of the gene sec61g, whose product is annotated as SEC61 translocon subunit gamma. Gene Ontology annotation, biological process: protein targeting; post-translational protein targeting to membrane, translocation. NCBI's taxonomy places the organism in Eukaryota, Metazoa, Chordata, Actinopteri, Labriformes, Labridae. Gene Ontology annotation, cellular component: membrane; Ssh1 translocon complex. The record is from RefSeq and is a predicted model, not a curated record. Gene Ontology annotation, molecular function: transmembrane protein transporter activity.
GUACGCAUGCGCGUCCUAAGUCUACGUCAGCUCUUCUAACUAACAAGCUGGUGGAAAGCUACGUGGCCCUCACUCGUCUGUCUGUCUUCUCAUCUAACACGACCUCAGAAACAGCCUAAAACAAUGGAUCAGGUUAUGCAGUUUGUGGAGCCCAGCCGGCAGUUCGUCAAAGACUCAAUAAGGCUGGUAAAGAGGUGCACAAAACCCGACAGAAAAGAAUUCCAGAAGAUCGCCAUGGCCACAGCUAUUGGGUUUGCCAUCAUGGGUUUCAUCGGUUUCUUCGUCAAACUCAUUCACAUCCCCAUCAACAACAUCAUUGUUGGUGGUUAAAUCCUGACUCAACCAAGACCGGACAAACAAUUCUGGAGAUAAUGAUGAUGAUGCAACGUGUUAUUGGGCUGGUGUGAUUGGGGACUGAAGGGAGGACAUUUUUACAUUCUGUGCACAACAUUUCUAUUUCGCUGUGUAAAUAAAACAAAUGGAAACCCA